AUUGAAAGCGGCAUUUGUUCGAAAUUAACUGUACGUACGCAAUGCAAAAAAAGGAACAAUUGUUCUAAAAUCUAGAAGUUACAUUGUAAAGUGUCAUUAUAUGUGAAUUGUCAAUUGAGUUGUGAAUGUUUGAAUGUAAUACGAACUUAAAGUAAGCCCGAGAAUGUCUGCGAAGAGUUCAAUUCAGGUGUGCAUCAAGGUGCGCCCCUGCGAGGCCGGCGAUUCCUCUGUGUGGGAAGUAAAGGAAGGCCGCUCCAUACAUCUUAUUGACAGCCAAGCCGAUCCGUGCGUCUUCGACUAUGUAUUCGACCAGACUGCACACAAUCAGGAGGUAUUUGACCGCAUGGCCAAGCAUAUCGUCCAUGCAUGCAUGCAGGGCUUCAACGGAACUAUUUUUGCCUAUGGCCAGACGUCAUCAGGCAAAACCUACACAAUGAUGGGAGACAACCAGAACCUCGGUGUUAUGGUACUGGCCGCAAAGGAAAUAUUUAAGCAAAUAGCCAACGAAAACGAUCGCGACUUUCUGCUGCGAGUGGGCUAUAUUGAGAUCUAUAACGAGAAGAUCUAUGAUCUUUUAAACAAAAAGAACCAGGAUCUGAAGAUACACGAGGCAGGGAAUGGCAUCGUGAACGUGAACUGCGAGGAAUGUAUUAUAACGAGCGAAUCGGAUCUGUUGCGCUUCCUUUGCAUGGGAAACAAGGAGCGCACAGUGGGCGAAACCAAUAUGAACGAGCGUUCCAGUCGCUCCCAUGCCAUCUUUCGUAUCAUCAUUGAGUCGCGCAAGAGCGAUCGCACUGACGACGAUGCCGUCAUUCAGAGCGUCCUGAAUUUGGUAGACUUGGCCGGUUCGGAGCGGGCAGAUCAGACGGGUGCGCGCGGUGCUCGCCUCAAGGAGGGCGGCCACAUCAACAAGAGUCUGCUGUUCCUCAGCAAUGUGAUCAAGAAUCUGUCUGAAAACGUUGACAACAAGUACAUAAGCUUCCGCGACUCCAAGUUGACGCGAAUACUGCAGGCCUCGCUGGGCGGCAACGCCUUUACGUCCAUAAUAUGCACCAUCAAACCCUCGAUCAUCGAGGAGUCGCAGUCGACCAUAAAUUUCGCCAUGCGUGCCAAGAAGAUCCGCAUCAAGCCCGAGGUCAACGAGAUGGUGUCUGAUGCCACAAUGAUGAAGCGACUGGAGCGUGAGAUUAAGGAGCUGAAGGACCGUCUGGCCGAGGAGCAGCGCAAGAACGAGAGCCAGCUCAAGGUGAAGCAGCUUGAGAACCGCAUUCAGAACGACAUGCACAAGAUCAUUACUAGCAACUCGCUGAACGACAAGCGGCUGCAGAAGCGUCGCCGCACCUGGUGUCCUGCCACCUCCAUACCAGAGGGUGGCCUGCCCACACCGCUGCCCUGCAUUCCAGCCGAGCCCAGCCUGGAGCGGCAAUCGAAGGUGUCACAGCUGCCAAAGCCCGUUUUCUUUCCCACCUCUCACAUCAGCCACCGCGCCGACAACGGUCCCAAGACUGUAAAUAUAAUGAAGUCGCUAGACAUUGGCACGGAUGAGGAGUUCUCGCCAGCGGAAUUUAUAGACUUUGGUUGCGGGCCAUCGGAUGCACUGAGGACGAGAGAGCAAAGCAGGGUGCUGCCAGCGCUGGCUCUAACGCCCAACAUUGGGCAGAUGGGAGUGGCAAGCUUGGUGGAGAAAACGAAAAACGAUCGCUUGGAGCUGCAAAUGUUCACCUCGUUAGAGAAGCACUUUGAAGGGGACUGGGAAAAUUCGCAGGCUCUGACAGCGAAGCUGUCCGAGGUCACAGCCCAGCGGGAUGAGCUAGAGUCAGAGAGCCAAAAGAAUGCACAGCGAUGCGAUGAGCUGCAGGCCGAGCUACAGGCAGCCAAUGCCAAGAACUUGGAGUACGAGGAGAAACUGCAGACCAUGAAGGAGACCAUGAAGGAGAAGUUGGAGUUUUAUAAUCGUGAGGCUGUUAGCUUGGAGUUCGAAUAUGAGUCCCACAAAACCAAGUCAAAGCUGCGAGAGACGGAUCUUCUGUCGGCCCUGUCCGAGAAGGAUUUAACCAUUGAAAAUCUGCAGAAAAGUCUCGACGAAUUGUCUCGCGAUGUCCUGCGCAACAGCAAGGAGGAACGGAUGCGCUCCCCCAUAGUGGAUACAUCGAUGCCCGAGAUAAUCUGCGACAAGUGUGUGGAAUUUGAACGUCUGCUGGCCGAUGCCAACGCAAAGCUGGAGAGCAUUCAACUGUCCUUUAGCCAGAAGACAGAGGACUGUGAACGCCUCAACAUUCUAAUAUCCACAGCCCAUGAUGACAUGGCUCUUCUGCAGGGAAAGUACGAUGGGCUGGAACUUAAUUGGCAGAGCCAGCAGCAGGCCAUUCAAGCCAUGGAGUCAGACUACUAUGACCUCCAGCAGAAGUUCCAAAAGGUGCAGCAGGAAUACGAGGAUUUGGGACGAACCUCCAAAGCCAACAAAGAUCAGUGUCUACAGCUAGAGGCCGACAACACGGCACUUCAGGCGGAGAUUGUCACACUCAAGGAGCGCGUGGAGCAGGCGCAGCGCGUGCUCUUGGAAUCUAGUAAUCAAAAGGCGCUCGCGGAGCAACUGAAAGAAAAAAAUGAUGAGCUCAAAGCAGAGCUGUCGGAUGUGCAGUCGAGCUUCCAGGAAAUGCAGCGCGAAUAUGACUGCUUGUCCAACGAUCUAAUGGAGAGCGUAGAGGAGUGUGAUGGCUUGCGUAACGAGUGCAACGCUUUGCGUGAGGAGCUCAAGCAGCGGUCGACGCCCAGCUAUGACAUCGAGUCCAUGAAGAGCUCUGGCGUCGGCACAGAGUGCAGUGAGGCCGAUCUAGAGUCGGAGUCAGAUAUCGGAUUUUUGGAGAAGUUUGCCAAGCUGUCAGAUUCGCUGCACGAGAUCGAGCUGCAGCAUCGCUCAGGCUUCAGUCGCCUCUUCAGGGCUACUAAGAUUCAGGAGCACAAUGUGCCCGGGCUGAAGCUCUGCCUCGAGUCUGCUACAGACAUACACACCGUCGCGCACACGCUCGAUGACGAUGCAGAAGAUGCCGUGUGCCUGAAGGGCGUGCUGCGACAGCACAGGUUCCAGAUCAUCAGGCUGACCCAGGAGUCUGCACCCGUGCAAGAAGAUGCGGAAAAGAGACGCCUGCUCGACCACAUUGCUCAGCUGGAGAAUGAGAUUGCGCAGAAGAACAUGUUGAUCGAUGCCACGGAGGGAAAUAUCAAUGAGAUGCGCGAACAGAUGACCAACCUGGAGGCGGCGCUACUGGAGAAGUCGGUGAUUGUCAACAAGGUGGAGUCGUAUCAGCGACAGAUCGAGUCUCUCGAGAAGCAGAAUGCUGAGAUAACCAUCGUCUGUGAGGAGUUGCAGGAGAAGGUGAAGGAGAACACAAUGAGCGAGAGCCUCAUGCUAAGUCCUGGGGACGAUACGCUGCCCGGCAACACAUCCACCCCUUUGAUGCUACAGGACCAGGAGCCCGCUGAGAUAGCUGCUCUCAAGGCAUCCCUUUCCGAGCUGAUGGACAAAGUCGCCGAGCUGCAAGGCAGAGUGGAGAACCAACUGUCUCAGAUGCAGCAAAAGGACAACCACAUCGAUGUGCUGCGUACAGAAAUUGAGGAGCUGAACGAGCGCUGCAUAACCAUGGAGGUGAAGCUGGUGGAACUUCAGUCGAAUGCCAGCCAGCAGCAGCAGCUCCUCGAACGACAAGCUGAGAAAUUGGCAGACGACGUGCGACGCAUCGAUCAGCUGCAGGAAACCAAUGCGAAGCUCGUGGAGCGCAGCAUCAAGGCGGAAGACUCCCUGUCGGUGAUGCAGGAGCGUUUGCUUCACGAUAAUCGCAUCGAGAGCCUGGAAGAAUUACUAAAGAGUGCCAGAGAUCGCGUCGAAACGCUUGAGGAAGAGCUGAAGAGUGGCCGAGAUUUCAUCGAGGUUCGCGAAGAGGACCUGAAGAGUGCCGGAUAUCGCAUUCAUACGCUUGAGGAAGACCUAAAGAUUGCCAGAGAUCGCGUCGAAACGCUUGAGGAAGAGCUGAAGAGUGGCAGUGAAGGCAAGGAGACGCUUGAGAAAGAGCUGAAGAGUGCCGGAGAUCGCGUCGAAAAGCUUGAGGAAGAGCUGAAGAGUGCCAAAGAUCGCAACGAGGCUCAUGAGGAAGACGUAAAGAGUGCCAGAGAUCGCAUGGAGACCUUGGAAGAAUCUCUUAAGAGUGCAGGAGUUCGCAUCGAGGCUAGUGAGGAAGACCUGAAGAGUGCCAGAGAUUGCAUCAAAACGCUUGAGGAAGACCUGACGAAUGGCAGAGAUCGCAUCGAGACCUUGGAAGAAUCCCUAAAGAGUGCCAGAGAUCACAUCGAGACGCUCGAGCAAGAUCUGCAAAGUGCCAGAGAUGUAAUAGACGCCAAUGAGAAGCAGAAAACGGACGAGCUGAACGCCCUGAAGCUCGAGUAUCUUGAUAAAAUAGAGCAAAGCGAGAACGAAUAUCGCAGCAACUUCCGCAAAUACAACACCGAGUGGGAGGAGGGCAAGGAACGCUACGAACAAAGCGUGUCCACACUGAUGGCAGACCAAGCCAAGGCUGCAGCUCAACAUCAGGCAGAGCUGGAAGACAUCAGAACAGAGCAGAAUGCGGUCUUGGAACAGCUGAAGCAGGAGAAGCUCGAGCUGGAGUCGCUGUACGCGAAGAGCCAGGAAUUGGUGGCGAAGCUACAAUUGCAGCUGAACGCCCGAGACCGCAGCUCCACCGAACAGCUAGAUGAUAUGAUAGCCAGCUCACAGCAGCGGAUUCAGGAGCUUGAAGAGCGAUGUGAGAAGCACAUUUUGGACUAUGAUCACCUGCGUUCGAAAUUUCAAGCAGACUUGGAAAAGCUGACAGAGGAGAAGGUGGCCCUGCAUUCCGAAAGGAAAGAUUUGGAAGCGCAGCACACGAGCACUUUGGAGAAGAUUCAUCUGCUGGAGCAGCAACUGGAGACACUAAGCAAACAGACAUGCUCCGAGAAGGCAGAACUACUCGACAAAAUUGAGACUUUCACGUUAAAGAACAGUGACUUGAGUGAAGAACUGAAGCGGGUUCAAAAGAAGGCCCGGGACUUUGACGAAUUAUUCUCCCAGCAUCAGCGGUUGCAGGCGUGCUUGUCCGAAGCCACAGGAGUCAACAUUUCGUUAAGAGAACAAGUGGAGAGUCUUCAGUGUGAGCUCAACAGUGCCCAGGAAAAACAGAGCAAACGAAACGUUGAAAUCGAAGAACUUCGAUCGAAGCUGAAGGGCGCUUUGGAAGCACAGACCUCUGCGAGCACACAGGAGACUGCUCUGAAAAAUCAGCUGGAGGAAAUGGAAGUCAAGAUGAUUGCUAAGUCCGUGACUUUCCAACUUGAGGUGGAAGGAUUGAGGGGCGCAAGGAACGAGCUAGAGCUGAAGCUGAAUUCGCUAAAAGAGAGUAAAGCGAAGUUGGAAUCAAGCAAUAAAGACCUGGAAGUGACAAUGAAAAAUGCCAAAAACCUUCAAACUUUGCUGCAAGAGGAGCAAGAACUGUGUUCUAAUUUGCGCGACAUCUCCGAAAAACUGAAGGAAUCCAAUGCGCAGCUUGUGGCUCAACUUAAGGAAAAGGAUGCAGCCUGUGCGUCCCUCCAGGAUUCCGUGUCUCAGCAGAAAUUUGCAGUCGAAGAAGCCAACAAGAAAUGCUCGGAAGUACAGCAGUCAGUGGAGGAACUCAAAAAUGAAUGUGAAAUGCUGCGAACAACUCUGCAAACCAAAGAAGAGCAGAUUUGUACGUUGACUAAAAAGGCUGAAUCUAAUUCGGAGCUAGAGGAUCAACUUAAAUUGAGGGAGACAGAACGAAACUCUCUCCGCGUAGCUUUGGUGCAGCAGGAAAAACAGCUUGAAGAAAUGAGCCAGCAAGCUGACGAGGCUCGGAAGUCAAAAGCUGAGCAGACUAACGAAUGUAAAAGGCUGCAAACGGCACUGAGCACCAUUGAGUCGGAGCGUGAUUCUUUGCGUAAUAAUUUGUCGCAGCAAGAAAAAACUCACGCUGAAACUAAUAAGAAAUUAAAGGAAAUGCAGCAGAAAGAUGAAAACAGUCAAAAGUCAGUGACGGCACUCAACAAAGAAUGCGACAGGCUACGCACAACAAUGAAAACCACUGAGACUAAUUAUCGCACUGAAAGGGAACGCCUAAACGCCACUGUGUCAAGUCUUUUGGAGGACAAGCGAAACCUAGAAGAAAAGCUGUGCACUCUGAAUGAAAUUAUGGAGAAACUACAGGCUGACUUGACUGCUCUUCAGGGACUCAAAUCGAACGGCAGCAAUGCCUCCUUUGAGUCCAAUGCAUCCAGCACGUCGCCAGCUUCCACAGAUCGCCUUGCUGUUCCCAGGAAAUCUAUAAGCUAUGAAUCUGGCAUGCGUAAGAACCGACGGCUAAGUGUACACGAUGAGCGUCGCAGGCAGUCCUACUGGAACAAUGUGCGUGAUUGGGGAACCAUGACGGAUCCUGUGGACAAUAAUUGCAACUGUGUGGAGCUCAACCGCAAGCUGCAGGAAUGCCAGCGAGAUCUCUUUAUACGGGAGAGCCAGGUCACUGCGUUGAAUAUUGAGCUCAAGAACCAUCCACUGAAAGAGGAGAAUGCACAGCUUCGCAAACGUCUUUUGGAGGACCAGGAAAAAGCGCGUGCAGAAGUGAAACGUCUUAAAAUGAAGAAUCAAGAUCUCACGAGCCGUAUCAAUGAUUUGACUGCCGCGGCAGCUGCAUCAGAGUCUCUGCGAUCGGCCCAAGGCCAAACAUGCAGAAUAUCUCCUGCGAUGACCUCGGUAGAUACACAGACGGAGUCUGACUUGGAGACGGUGCUGGAAAAGAUAAACCAAAAGUAUCAAGACUCACUUAAGUUGUGCCGUUUCCGCUACUCUCUGAUCCAAGAUUUGGAGCAGAGAUUAAAGCAAAUCGAAAAUUGCGACACCUCCAACAUGACAUCCCUCACAGCAGGUCAAAUCAAUGCACUGAAGACCCAAUGUGAGUCGCAAAAGAAGGAACUGUCUGCCAUGAACGAGAAGUACGAGUACGCGAAACGUGUGCUGAAGAUGCGCAAGGAUGAGGUGGUCGAGAUGCGAAUCAAAAUCGCUGGCUAUGAGGCAGCCUCUUCAGCUAAAUAAGUCAUUAGAUUUAGCCUAGCUUAGUUGUAUAUAUUAAAUUCGUCAGUUCUUUAUGCCCGUAUCAAGAUCAAAUCGUAAUUCCAUCUAUUUAUUCUAUGUGAAAUCGAAACUUUCAAUAUUGUUGUGAGUAUUUUAAAUGUAGUUAUUUACUUGUCAUUCAUUUUAGUAUUGCAAGGUGGACAUGUAUCGAAUACACAGCUACGCUGCCUAUUGCCUAUUUAAGUACGAAUCAAAAAUUAUACGAUCCUUAAGAGUUA
Molecule: messenger RNA, 7389 nt
Organism: Drosophila guanche
Lineage: Eukaryota; Metazoa; Arthropoda; Insecta; Diptera; Drosophilidae
Gene: cmet
Product: kinesin-like protein KIN-7I
Exons: 13
Coding region: 164-7132 (2322 amino acids)
Biological process (GO): microtubule-based movement; mitotic cell cycle
Cellular component (GO): microtubule
Molecular function (GO): plus-end-directed microtubule motor activity; ATP binding; microtubule binding
Source: RefSeq, a predicted model, not a curated record